Molecule: messenger RNA, 591 nt
Organism: Aspergillus niger
Lineage: Eukaryota; Fungi; Ascomycota; Eurotiomycetes; Eurotiales; Aspergillaceae
Exons: 3
Coding region: 1-591 (196 amino acids)
Biological process (GO): tail-anchored membrane protein insertion into ER membrane
Cellular component (GO): GET complex
Source: RefSeq, a predicted model, not a curated record
AUGUUGUCGCUCCUGUGGUCGGUUUUUCUUGUCCAUGUAGCCAUUUAUUUGGUUAAUACCAUUGGCGCUAGCACGAUUGAUAAUCUGCUAUGGCUCCUCUACCUAAAAGUCCCGACCUCCACGUCGAAGAAAUACAAAGAACAAAACCGACUCAAACGCGAGGUUGUCCAGCUGAAGCGGGACAUGAACAACACCAGCUCACAGGAUGAGUUUGCGAAAUGGGCGAAACUCCGACGGAAACAUGAUAAGACCAUGGAGGAAUAUGAGGCGAUAAACAAACAACUCGUUUCGCAGAAAACCUCUUUCGACUGGGGCGUCAAAAUCGUUCGCUGGUUCGGUACAUCUGGUCUCAAGUUCUUCCUGCAAUUCUGGUACUCGAAAACGCCUGUCUUCCAUCUGCCAGAGGGUUGGCUUCCUUACUACGUGGCGUGGCUGCUGUCGUUCCCCCGUGCGCCCAUGGGGUCGGUGAGCAUCCAGAUUUGGAGUAAUGUUUGUGCGACGGCGAUUACGACUAUGGCGGAGGUGGUGACGGCUGUUCUGUUGCAGAGGGCUACUGCUGCUGCUGCGCCUGCUGCGAAGAAGACACAAUGA